CAUUAAUGUCAUUCAAGGAAAAGCAAACUUUGGCUGUCUUGCCAGACCCAGCUUGCAUCCCGAUGAAUUCAUGUUCAUUAAACCAUAGUUUGACUGAUUCUUUAGAGGUCAGUGUCUGUUCCUUGAAUUGUUUAGUAACAGUCAGUAACGUCAUGGUAGGAAAGUUUUUUUAAAUCUUCUGUCAUCAGAGGUGAAACUCCAGUUUAAUAAUUUUCUUAGCAACCUAAAGGUUUGCCCUGUUGUGAAAAAGACAGCUGAGAAUAUGAUUUUGCCCUUCCAGCUGUAACAUGGGGAAUUCAAACUCAGUCAUGAGUUGGUUUGCGAAUCAGGAGUCAACAUAGACAAGAGUUUCCCCACUUCCUUUUUUAUAUAAACGCCCCCUUUCCCUCCCUUGUCGGCUUUAACCAUGGUUUAGUGUUACAUCUGCACUAACACCAACGAUGGUAACUGCUUACCAGGGUUCCAGUCUUCACUAGAACUUGAAGCUAGGGUUGAAACAGAUUUGCAAACUCAGAGAAGUUGGUUAAUGUUAAGCAUUUGAUUUAAUUCCAAACUUUGAGACUACAGAAGGGGAGAGGGGAAUUGUAUGAGAGAGGUGAAGGGGAGGGGGAGCAGUGCAUGUCAUAUCGACUAGCUUCUGAGUUCUAAACCAUGUUACACAGAAACAUAGAAAGCUGGUUUGCAGGCAGCCAUUGUCACGUCUACACUGAACACUAAUGUCAUUUGGCCAGUACUGGUAGCUUUAGGUUACAAAUCCUAAUACAGAUAACACACCUGGCUAAAACAGAAAUACCCCUGUACUUGUUUAAUUGUAUUGAAAUGCAAAAGUUUUAUCGCUCACAACACUGGCCUCUAAAAAUCUUUUUGUGGCACCAGAUAGACUAGGUAUGACAUGAGCAAUCUCAGCAAAUAGUAAUAAUACCUAGCAUUUGAAUUGGAAUGUUGGAAGCACUUCAUACAUUAUCUUAGUAAAACAGUUCUGUAAGGUAGGAUAAUAAUGAUUAUGAAUGAUUCCUUAGAAUGGCUUUCUAUUCUAGAUUUUCAGUGGCUUGUGUUUCCUGUUACAGGUGGUUGUUUCUUUGCUUUUCUGCCACUCACCUCUACUUCCACAUCUAUUAAGAUGGUUCUUGGCAUCAUAAUCUUGAAAAAUUACAGCAUCAGAAAGCCUUAUUAGAGGAAAUAAGGGUGGGAUUGGGUAAAUGUGCAGGGCCAGGAUCCAUUGUAUGAUAACUAAGGCAGGAACAACAGGACAUCAAAACUCAGAGGGGAAAAGGUUAAAAAGAAUAGGUUUGAGGCCUGGGUGGACAUUUGAGGAAGUGCCUUGUGUACAAAAGAUAAGGGGCUAUUGAUAUUUUCUCUUGAAUGCACUGCAUUCGGAGCCCAGGUGUUGCCAGACAAUUGAGCUGUGGACUUUUCUCCAAUUUACAAAGGAAGAGUGCAAAGGUCCUGGAGGCAAGAAACACCUGAAGCAGGGGCGGAGGGGAUCUCAUUGGGUAAUAAGCCUUGCUAAUCCCCAGGGGACUCCUGUUUGAGAGCCCCAGCAUUAACUGAUUUGGCCUUGUUGGUCUAUGAAGUUUGGAUAAAAACUUUAUCUCUGGAGCUUGAAAAUAAGCAAGCAGCAAUACAAAAUCUAAAUGAACAGAUGAGGAGCCUCCAGAAAGAGAAUGAAGUUUCAUGCAGACAAACACAGCUGUUGCGAAAAACAUUGGAACGACAUAAAUUCAUCCUAAAGAAAGCCUUUGUUCUCCUUCCCUUUAUCAAAGGAGAGGUACACAGUGUUAAAGGAGGAAUAUUUGACUUUCUCAGCCAAUGGAGUGCACUCAAAGGAGAGAUUUUUUUACACAUAAAAAAGAUUAAUUUAACAGCAUUGACAGAAAUAUCCAGUCUGAACCGAAGCUUGGGUGAAUGCCAGAGGGAAAAUCUGCUCCUCCAGGAGGAGGUGCAGCGUUUAAGGUUGAUAUCAGACGCAGCUGAGCAGCAAGCUGAGCAACUCCAGGCGACUCUCUUACGAGAGAGUGAAUUACAAAACAGAUGUCACGAACUACAGAAGAAAACACAAGAUUUAACAAGUCAAGUAGAGACAAUUGAGCACAAGUUCCAGAAAGCAGCUGCCGAAAUCAGCCAUUAUAAAGAACUAUUCGUAAAGAAGUCAAAAGAAGUUGAAGACUAUCAAAGUGAACUCCAGAAACUGACAUCUGAAAUUGGAGCAUCCACAUCUCAGUUUGCUAAUACCCUGAAAGAGCGAGAAGAGUCUUUGCUUGCCUGCCAACAAGCAUCUGGACGUUUACAGGAAGAAGUGAUUGAGAAAGAGAGGAAAGAAGAGGAGCUAAAAAAACGCACCGACCAUUUGGAGAGUGAACUGGAAACGAUUAAGAGUCUUCUCAAGCAGCGAGAGGAAGAAGUGGUAAUGCUUAGGCAAGAAAGGGAGUCUCUGCUGAUUUCCCAUCGGAGCAGAAUGGAGCAACUGCAGGAAACAUUGAGGCAGAAGGUGCUGAAGGAAAAGAACUGGCAGGAAAAGAUCAAAGCUGAUAGAGCAAAGGAACAAGCUCAUCACAAAGAGGAGAUUCUCAGCCUCAAAGAGGAAGCCAGAAUGGAACUAGAAAUUGAGAAACAAAAGCAUCAGGAAUUGAUUGCAAAAUAUCAGAAAGAUCACGAUGACCAGCUACACCUUAAGAUACCUGCAUUGAUAUCAAGUGCCACGAAUAGCCUGAAGAUGGAAGUGGGCACCCUUGAAAAGAAGCUCUGUGAAGCCCAGAGCAAGCUUACAGAGAAGCACCGAGAGAGAGAGGAGGAAUGGCAAAGUUUAAAAAAACAAGUUGCCGUGCUUGAGCUCCAGCUGCAGGAGGAACAGAGCGCCCAUCAUUCAGUGACAGAAGACAUGAGAGAAGAAAUAAAGAAGAAAACUUAUGAGCUGGAAAAACUGACUCAAGAGCAAACGCAGUUGAUUCAGAAAAUGAGUCAGGUUCAAGAGGAGAAUGCUCUUCUCCAGGACACAGUGCGCAGGGAGUGUGAGGAACGGUAUGAGCUCACCGAAGCCUUGGCUCAAGCCAAAGAACAAGUCGUGGAGCUAAAGAAACUCGGUGGAAACUUCCAAUUGUCACAGUGUUCUCUCAGUCAGGGCAGCCUAACCUCCGCUGCAUUGGUCAGCAAUCACGGGCAGAGGAGCCCAAACUGUGGGAAAGGAAUAACAUUCUCGGGACACUGUGGGAUUUCAAGAGCCACUAAAGCACCGCUCUCGAAUAGGUACAAAAGCGGCAUGAACACAAGCUUGCCUGCUCUGCCUGCGCUGCAGUCCCCAAGCAGAAAAACAUCUCUAGAUGAAUCCAGGAAGAGAAUCACAGCAGUUCUAAAAAGACAGCUGAGUGAGCUGUGAUGAGUCAAGGACUGCUCUCUCUCUCUCUCUCUCUCUCUUUUUUUUAUUGAGAAGAGUCAGGAAAAAAACAGUGGCAUAGGUCAUUAGGCCACCUCAGUGUGGCCCACAGGGGAAAAUACCAGAUUUUACUGUAGGGCAAUUAGCAUGUUUCUAGCGCUGAGUGUUGCUGUUUUAUAUACACGCAACAUCAAAUUAAGCUAAGCAGUGGUUUUUAAUCUCACACGUGUUUAUGUUUUAUAUUGAAAUCAUGAAUCGGCAUUUUGCUUAGUAAAUACUGGUGACUUAGGUCUGGUUCUGACUAAAGUAGCAAUCUUGUGUAUGGGCUUCUGCCUGCAGAUGGGGCUUCACGUAAAGGAUAAACUGAAGAGCAGGGUGGAAAUGUUUCCCUACAGCAAAGUAGAUGUCAGGGGUGUCAAGCCUAGCCUUGUCCCUGCAUGUAGAAAACUAGUGUGGCAAGAAGAAGACUGGGCUAAAACAUUUGUGUGUGUGCAGGAUAUGUAUUCAGUCUGAAGUGGUACGAUGCAGACACAGAUAUAGCACGUCAAUGAGAAUGAGGCCUACGGGUGUAGAGGAUAUAGUAAAUUGAUUAAAGUACUUCACACCUACAGUAUCCUGAAGUAUUUUUCACGCUGCGUGCCUCUGUUUUUAAAAAGUUAAUAAAAACAUGCAAAAAUUCCCCCCA
This is a messenger RNA of Podarcis muralis (Common wall lizard), 4055 nucleotides long. RefSeq names its product leucine, glutamate and lysine rich 1 (gene LEKR1). The record is from RefSeq and is a predicted model, not a curated record. NCBI's taxonomy places the organism in Eukaryota, Metazoa, Chordata, Lepidosauria, Squamata, Lacertidae.